Ctenocephalides felis (cat flea) is the source of this 393-nucleotide messenger RNA. RefSeq names its product cyclin-dependent kinases regulatory subunit-like. The record is from RefSeq and is a predicted model, not a curated record. Gene Ontology annotation, molecular function: histone binding; ubiquitin binding; cyclin-dependent protein serine/threonine kinase activator activity. Gene Ontology annotation, cellular component: cyclin-dependent protein kinase holoenzyme complex; SCF ubiquitin ligase complex. The coding region runs from base 1 to 240 and encodes 79 amino acids. The transcript is spliced from 2 exons. NCBI's taxonomy places the organism in Eukaryota, Metazoa, Arthropoda, Insecta, Siphonaptera, Pulicidae. Gene Ontology annotation, biological process: regulation of mitotic cell cycle.
AUGGCUCAUAAAAAUAUAUAUUAUUCGGACAAGUAUUAUGAUGAUAAAUAUGAAUAUAGACACGUAGUGCUACCAAAAGAAUUGGAAAAACUAGUGCCUAAAACUCACCUUAUGAGUGAGCAAGAAUGGCGUAGCAUUGGUGUACAACAAUCUAAAGGAUGGGUUCAUUACAUGACACAUCAGCCUGAGCCACAUAUUCUUCUAUUCAAAAGAUUAAUAACAUCACCACCCCCAGAAUAAGAAUUUAUUGAAGGUUGUUAAGUUUGUAUACAAACAAAAGAUGUUUUGAGAUGGUUUUAUCUUCCGUGCCUAUAAAUUGAUAUUUCAAACUUCUUCAGGAUAACUUAAGGAAUAUUUUAAUUUCAUAUUCUUUUGUGAAUUUGAUACUAAUUU